This is a messenger RNA of Scleropages formosus (Asian bonytongue), 2780 nucleotides long. Its product is annotated as inhibin beta B chain. Gene Ontology annotation, molecular function: growth factor activity; cytokine activity. The coding region runs from base 469 to 1638 and encodes 389 amino acids. Gene Ontology annotation, cellular component: extracellular region. NCBI's taxonomy places the organism in Eukaryota, Metazoa, Chordata, Actinopteri, Osteoglossiformes, Osteoglossidae. The transcript has 2 exons. The record is from RefSeq and is a predicted model, not a curated record.
UGUGCGCGCGCGCGGCGGAGUUGCACUUUUUUUGGAGGAGGGGGGUGCUGAAAGUCAACUUGUUCAUUGAGUCGGACAGGAAGGUAGACGGGAGGCAAACCGGUCCAUUGAGUGCACCGGAAAUGGCCAAAGACCAACAACUAUAAUAAGUUAUCAUUAUUAUUAUUACUAUUAUUAUUAAUUCAUAGAGCAUAUUGCUGGGAAGUAUGAAGUAGAAUCUGGUUCGUGGACGCGCAUCUCGCGGAGGGCUGAAGUACCUUGAACAGCGGUCGGAUGGAUUGACUGUGGGUUCGCAGCCCGCUUCCCUCCUUCGUCACUUUCAUGUUCAUUCAAAGAGCGGCGACCCAACAGGAAGGAGGGCUCGGUGACACUCGCACACACGCACGCACGCACGCACGCGCGCGCGCGCGCACACACACUCGCUCACACACACUUUAUUUCCAGUGGGAGUAACGUGUGCGCGCGAAGAUGCGAGGGUAUCUGGUGCCGAUGGCUUGCGUGGUGAUGAUGUGCGCGCUCACGGCGCGCUGCACCCCGGCGCCGGGCGCCGACCCGCGCGCUGCAGUGUCACAGGAGACGUGCGCGUCGUGCGGCAUCGGCAAGCCGGAGGAGUCUGCGCGCGUGGACGCGGACUUCGUGGAGGCGGUGAAGAGGCACAUCCUGAACAGGCUGCAGAUGCGGGAGCGACCCAACAUCACGCAGCCCAUCCCGAAGGCUGCCAUGGUGACGGCGCUGAAGAAGCUGCACGCGGGCAAAGUGCGCGAGGACGGCCGGGUGGAGAUCCCCAGCUUGGACGGACACGCCGUCCACAGCAACGAGACACCGGAGGAGACGUCAGAAAUCAUCAGCUUCGCGGAAGCAGAUGAGCAGCAGUCGUCUCAGUCAAGCCUCUACUUCGUCAUCUCCAACGAGGGCAACCAGAAUCUGUACGUGACGCAGGCCAACCUGUGGCUCUACUUCAAGCUUCUGCCCAGCAGCUCAGAGAAGAGCGCGCGGCGGAAGGUGACGGUGAAGGUGUUCUGCCAGGAGCCCGGCACAGGCGGCAGGUGGAACCUGGUGGAGAAGCGGCUGGAGCUGAAGCGCAGCGGUUGGCAUACUUUCCCGCUGACGGAGGCCGUGCGGGCGGCGUUUGCCACCGGCGACCGGCGCCAGGACCUGGACGUGCGCUGCGAGGGCUGCGAGGCCGCAAGCGCGCUGCCCGUCCUGGUCGCCCCCGACGACGAGGCGCAUCGGCCCUUUCUGGUGGUGCAGGCCCGGCAGGCGGACAACAAGCACCGCAUCCGCAAGCGGGGCCUCGAGUGCGACGGCACCAGCAGCCUGUGCUGCCGCCAGCAGUUUUACAUCGAUUUCCGGCUAAUCGGCUGGAACGACUGGAUCAUCGCGCCCUCGGGCUACUUUGGGAACUACUGCGAAGGGAGCUGCCCGGCCUACAUGGCGGGGGUGCCCGGCUCGGCGUCCUCCUUCCACACGGCCGUGGUGAACCAGUACCGCAUGCGGGGGAUGAGCCCCGGCUCCAUGAACUCGUGCUGUAUCCCCACCAAGCUGAGCACCAUGUCCAUGCUCUACUUCGACGACGAGUACAACAUCGUCAAGCGGGACGUGCCCAACAUGAUCGUGGAGGAAUGUGGCUGUGCUUGAGUCCCCCUAAACAGGACCUUGGAACUCUGCCUGCAGGGGACUGAUGGUACAAAAUUAAUGGAGGUAUACGUUUGUUCCUGUUAUUUCCAUAACACCACAUCCUAUAUCCACCCACAAACAAACGUGCACAGAUAAAGCAUACAUAGACAUGUACAUAUAUUUAUGUCUGUUAAUAUAAUACGGUAGAAGUUUUUAUCGGUUCUGCCAACAUCCCGGCCGCUCCUAUUAAAAAGAAUGAAAAAUGCGUAAAAAAAAAAAAAAAAAAAACAAAAAAAACCCUUAGGUCUCACCGUCAAAUAGAGGAGAACAGUAAUCGCUUCUAUUUUUUUAGCUUGCCAUUUUUAUACAAAAAUUGAGUUUGUCUAGCUUCCCGUGAAGACGGAAAGAGCCUUAGAAAGUCAACGAAGGAGGUGUGUCGGCCUGCCGAUGCGGUCACGUUUCGGCGAACGCUUCGCCCGUGCGAGGACCUCCCGAAAGCGCCCAACGCUUGGAACUAUCAGCACUUCUGACAAGGAGCACAUCGCCGCGAUGUGACGCUGCGUCCCGCAAACGGUCCUCACAAUAUAUUGUUUCUUCGUUAUAUAUAAAUUUUUCACCCAGCAAUUUGCUAUUACAGCACACAUUCGAAGGACGGAUGUAACCGCCUGUGUUUUGACCGUGAGACUAGAGGCAGCAGACCCUCCUCCUCCUCCUCCUCCUCCUCCUCCUCCGUGCUCCUUUCACAGCGCAAGAUAAGCGAGGGGCCGAGCGGUCCUCACCCGGGACGUCCCGGUGUGCGUGCGGAAGGCCAGCGAGGAGGGAGCUCGACAGGUUAGGGUGGGUGGACAGGGGGGCAUCACUCUGGCAACGCUCCCCCAGCUUGUGGGCUUGAAGCCCCCUCUAGAAGCUCAUCUGAUGAACUUAAACGGCUGACGCAAACAAUCGUGCUCGUCUCUUCUCAGCAGAAGCCAAGAGUUGCCAUACUGCUCAGUUGGUUACGGUGCAGCAUAGCACUUGCAAAAACUGCUAAAUGCACAUUUUAUAGCACUUGCAGACUGAAAUGCCUUUAAAAGGGUAUGAAGUGGUGGAACCCAGAGCCCUUACUCAUGAUCAUAUUGAAAUAAGUGCCGCUCGAGCUAUGCAAUGUAUAGUAUUGACCCACA